GAUAAUCAAACGUCCUGCACCAUGGAGCAGCAGAGAGGGACCGCGCGCGGGGAGGACUCAAAGUCCUAGCUCCGCCUGAGAGAGCAUGGCGAGCGGGCCGGAGCUGCUGCCCCCCACGUAUGAGGGGGGUGGCGUCUUCGUCAAUGGAUUCCCCUCUGGGCCAAAGCCGUAUGAGGAGGUCCUCACUUUCUUGCGCAAGGGCACGGAUCUGCUCAAGUAUGGGCGCAUCGGCAACCCUAAGUACCACCCGUUCCGGCUCUCCAACGACGACUUGGAACUACAAUGGGAGUCCAAGAAGGGCCAAAUCCGGCGAGUGCCGCUGGCGUGGAUUACAAAGUGGCAGCGGGGCCAGGAGACUGCAGUGUUUAAAAAGCACCCGCAGCCGAAGCUGGCACACCGGUCUUUCUCCAUAUUUUAUGUGGACGAGAACAAGCGCGAGCGGACGCUGGAUGUCAUCUGCCGCGACCCGUCCGAGUUCGAGAUGUGGUUCUGGGGCGUGCAGAUCAUCCGCUACUACCCGCCGCACAUGAUGUCUGCGCCCACGCCGUUGAACGCGCACCCGCACUCGUACCAGGGGGCGUCAUCGGUGGUUCCGGUGCAGGUCAACGGCCGCGAGGCGGGCUCCCAGCCAAUGCCGCCGCCGCUGGAAAUCCCGUCGUUGCGCUCCUCGCUGGCGGACGACCGGCCGCCAAAGCCGACCCCUAAAACAAAGCCCACGACAGGCCUGAGCGUGAUGGUGGGCGUGCGCAACAGCGGCGGCCCGGUGCCGGGCGGCCCGCUGCCUGGGCGGCGCGGCGACCGGCGCGAGCUGGGGGACCUGUAUGUGUGGGGCAGCCUGGUGACCUCGGAGGAGGACGAGUGGGCGCCCGCGAGGCGGCCGCAGCCGGCGAGCCUGAACGAGGAGGCCAUGCGCUACUGGCAGAACAGCAGCGUGCCGGUGCUGGUGCAGAACGCCGGCAGCGUGGACGUGGUGCGCGUGGCGUGCGCGCCGCGGCACGCGGCGCUCAUCACGCGCAAGGGCGAGCUGUACACCUGGGGCUUCGGCAAGAACGGCAACCUGGGCCACGGCUGGUGCACCAACUUCGCGAGCCCGCGCCUGGUGCCGCGCAUGAGCGGCAAGGGCGUGCGCGCGGUGGCGUGCGGCGAGGGCGCCAUCGCCGCCAUCAGCGCCGACAUGCGGCUGUACAUGUGGGGCAGCGGCGGCGCGGGGCAGCUGGGCAACGGCUACGCCUUCCCGGUGGUGGAGCCGGUGCCGGUGCUGUUCCCGGGGCUGCGGGAGGACGCGCGGGUGCUGGCGGUGUCGUGCGGCCCCUACCACACCGCCGCCAUCACGGAGGGCGGGCUGCUGUUCACGUGGGGCAGCGGCCUGUUCGGCAAGCUGGGCCACGGCGGCACGGCGGCCGAGUACCGGCCGCGGCGGGUGGCGGCGCUGGAGGACAAGUACGUCACGUGCGUGUCGUGCGGCUACUGGCACACCGCGGCGGUGGCGGCGGCGAGGACCACGCAGAGGUCGCAAUCGACCCCCUUUGGCACCGUGUCGACGCCUGCGACCAUGCCCUCGCCGGCGCCGCUGCCGCCAUCGCACAGCGCGCCAUCCGUGGCCGCGGCGGCGGUGGCGGGCAGCAAGGACGGCGGCGCCCACAUCGCGGCGUUCGGCAGCGGUGUGAGCGUGGGCGGCGGGCCGGACGGCGCGAGCGGCGCGCACAGCGGCCGCAUGGGGCUGCGGCUGGCGCAGAGCGAGAUGAGCAGCAGCGGCAGCGACCUGCAGGCGGUGGUGGCUGCCGCCAACGCAGCGGCGGCCACCGGCCCCAGCAGCAUGAGCGGCGACCCCAGCGGCACAGGCAGCGCCGCCGCCGCCGCCAUGUCGGGGCCGGGCGGCGGCGGCGGAGCCGGCGCCGGCGCGAGCGGCAGCGGCAUGACCGGCCCCAACGGUCCGCUGUUGGGCCCCAUGCGCAGCGACGUGCUCAGCAGCAGUGUGGCCUCCAUGGAGCAGCUGAGGGACACGCCGGACGCGUCCUCCGUGGGGCCGUCGGGCUCGCACGGGCAGCUGUACACCUGGGGCGGCGACUUCUCCUGGACGGAGCCGGCGGAGCCCAGCAAGAAGGGCGCGGAGCACGCGGCGCCCAAGCGCGACCACCACGGCGGCUGCCUGGGCCACGGCGACAAGGACGGGCGGCUGCUGCCCACGCGCGUGCGCGGCGACAUGGACAAGCACGGCGUGGUGCAGGUGGCGUGCGGCUGGAGCAUGACGGUGGCGCUCAGCCGCGACGGCCGCGUGUACCAGAUGGGCGGCACCGGCGCGGCCAAGAGCGGCGAGAAGAGCUGCCCCUGGGAGGGCGCGCUGGCGCCCACGCGGGUGGACGGCAACCUGUUCGGCAUGUUUGUGGAGGAGGUGGCGUGCGGCAUGCACCACGUGGUGGUGGCCGCCAGCCGCGUGCAGGCCAACGGCUUCAUCCCGGACGACCAGCGCCGCGUGCGGCUGCUGACGUGGGGCCGCGGCAGCGAGGGGCAGCUGGGCAUCGACAGCGGCGCCGGCGGCGGCGGCAUCACCAGCAUGAGCGGCGAGGGGCCGCUGGGAGGCCGCAUGGGGCCGCCGCAGCUGGAUUACUCGUUGCCACAGGUCGUGACGUCUGUGGACGGCAAGCGCGUGCUGCACAUCUCGGCCGGCGGCAACCACACCAUGGCCGUCAUCGAGCACGACCCGCGCUCGCGCCGCUCGCACCACCCCUCCGGCACCCCCGCAGCCACGCCCACCGGCCACCACGCCUACGGCGCGGCCGCGGGCGGCGGCGGCGGCCCCGCCUACAGCCGCCUGGCCUCGUACGCGCCCGGCCACCACCACCCCUCGCUCGCGGGCUCGGCCGGCGACGCGCGCAGCCUGCGCGACAGCCACAACGGCGGCGGCAGCGUGGGCGCCAGCAUGGGCAGCCUGCUGGGCAUGGCGAGCCCCUUCCAGAUCGCGCAAAGCCUGCCGGUGGCCGCCGCGGCUGCGGGGCUGCAGUCGCUGGGGCAGAUGGUGGCCACGGUGGGGCCGCGGAGCAAGGCACUGGCGGCGGCGGCGCUAGGCAGCGCGGGCAGCGGCGGCGCGGGCAGCGACGGCAGCCGCAGCGGGCAGGGCGGCGCGGGCGGGGGCCGCGCCGGCGCCUCCUCCCGGCGGCACAGCAGCAGCACCAACAGCCGCAUGGUGGCCAUCCCGGCGCCCUCGGCGGCGCCGUUCCUGCCCAGCGGCAGCGUGACGCGCAGCGAGACGGGCACCCACGCCCGCGACCUGCGGCGCGGCGCCACUUCGCGCCUGCACCACCACACGCACAACUCGGCGCUGUCGGCGGCGCCGCACUUCAACAAGAGCGCGUCCAUGAACAACGCACACAUAGCCAAGGCGGCCCUUGAGGCCACGUCCGCCCCCAGUGGCGGCAUGGCCAGCCACCGCUCCACGCCGCCGCUGGCAGUGGGCAAGCCCGGCGAGGAGGCGGACAGCAGGUCCGUCAGCCCCACCAGCAGCUCGCUGUACGAGAUGAGCUCCACAGCCGGCACCGACUUCGCGGCCGGCGGCGGCGCCUCGCUGCACCGCCAGGCCUCACAGCAAUCGGGCGCCUCCGGCCCGGCCUCGGCCUCGGUGGCGGCGGCGGCGGGGCAGGCACUCAUGCGGGGUGGCGGAGGCGGCACGUCCGGGCCACACGCGCACCCGCACGGGCACCCGCCGCUGCCGCGCGCGGCGGGCGUGGCGCCGCGCGCCGGUGGCGCAGCCGGCGGCGGCGCAGCCGCGCUUGGCGCCACGUCAGCUGACGGCGAGCUCGGCGGUCUUGGGGUGGGUGUAGGGGGCGGCCCUGUGUGCGGCGCUCCGUCGGACACGGACCUGGACGCGGACUCGUACUUCCAGGGCUCUGGCCGCGUGCUGGACAUGGUGCCGGAGCAGAGCGAGGAGUCGCCCGCCUCGCCGCCCGGCGGCCGUACGGUCUCGCGGCUGCACGGCGGAUCCGGAUCCGGCGCCGGCGCGCCGCACCGCCUGGAGCCGGGGGCGCUGGGCGGUGUCGGCGGGGCGGGGGUGGGCGCGGCAGCGGGGCGGUACCUGGGCGAUAGCGCCGACUCGGACAGCGUGGGGCAGCACACACCCGGCGGCGGCAUGCUCACUGGCGACACGCACACCUCGCCGCACCCCAUGCACCCGCGUGUGGCCAUGCUCGCGCGCGCCUCGGGCGGCGGCGGCGGCGGAGGCGGUGACGGCGUCGGUGGCGGCAGCCCCAUGCACAGCGGGCUGCGCACCAGCGCCUCCACCAUUGACAGCUCCUACGCCAGCGGCGGCACCGGCAGCAGCGGCGCGUCGCCCAUGGCGGCGCUGCACACGCCCAGCCCAGAGACGCCGGAUGAUGCCAUCUCGCACCCGCGCGCCCCGCACGUGGGCGGCCCGUACGGCCUGCCCGCCAUGCCCACGCCCGGCGUCGGAGCCGGCGGCGAUGACAGCGCCACGCCGCUGCCGCAGCAGCAGCCGCCCAUCCCCUACGCCACGCCGCCCUCGCUCGGCGCCUCGCCGCUCGUGACGCCCGCCUCCGGCCGGCACGGCACGCACGGCGGGCCCGAGCCCACCGGCUUGGGCCGCAUGCCCAGCCUCAGCGGGGUGCAGGCCGGCGUGCCGCAGCCGCGAGGCCGGGAGAUCAGCAUGUCGGCCUGGGCGGCACCGGGCGCCGCCGCAGCCGCAGCCGCGGCCGUGGCAGGCGGCGGCAUGGCUGCGGGCGGCGGCGGCGGCACGCAGGCGGGGCUGUACCGUGGCGAGGCCUCGUUCCGCACCUACAGCAACACCGGCGACGGCCUCAGCACCGCCGCGUCGGGGAUUGACAGCGCGGCGUCAGGCGGCGGGCACCACCGCGGCGGCGGCGGCGGCACGGGCGGCGGCGCCCGCCGCACGGGCGGCUCGCGCGGCCACUCGCGCCACGCGUCGUACGACAGCGCCGACGUCGCGUCGGGCCGCGAGGGUGGCGGCGUGGCGGGCGGCGUCGACGGCCCCCUGCACCAGCGCUCCGGCAGCAUCUUUGAGCUGGUCCCGCCCGGCGCCUACCUGGGCGGCGGCGGCGGCAGCGGCACACACACGCCGCCGCGCCUGACGUCGGCGGCCAUGGCGUCGCCGCCGCGUGGCGGCGUGGGCGCCGGCCACGUGCCGCCGGCGGUGGCGGAGGCGGCGCUGGCCAACGUGGCGCUCAAGCAGCAGAACGACUUGCUGCUGCAGCAGGUGGAGGCGCUGAGGCAGCAGGUGGCGUUGCUGGCGCAGGCGGCGGGCAUGGGCGUCGCGGCGGCCGCCGCCGGCGGCGCCGCGCAGGCGGCGGCCCUGGGCUACCCGCCGCCGCUGCCGCCGGCUCCGCCGUCCAUGGCGCUGCCGGUGGGCGCGGCGACGGCGUCGCCGGUGGCCGCGAUGCCGAUGUCGGUGGCGCUGCCGGGCGGCGGCGCCGCGGGCGGUAACCUGGUCGUGAGCGGCGAGUCGGCUGGCAUCAGCGCCGGCAGCGGCAUCCCCGUGUUCCCGGGUCCGGGCAGCGCGGGCAGUAACGGCAACCCGCUGGGCGCGCCCAUGCUGCCGCCGCCGCCCAUGCACCUGCACCACGCGCUCAGCAACGCGCUGGUCGGGGCGGCGGCGGCGGCGGCCGCGUCCGCCGGCGCCGUGAUGGGUGGCGCCGCCGGCGGCGGAGGCGGCGGCGUGAUGCCGUACGCGCCGCCGCCGACACCGCAGCCGCCCACGCCGCCGCACGGCGUGGGGCUGCCGCCGCUGAGCCCGAGUGGCGGCGCGGGGCGCGCCUCCGCUGGGCCGGUAUUAAUGAUGGGGUCGGGAGCUGCGGGUGGCCCGCCGCCCGCCAGCAUGACCGCCGCCGCCAACGCGGCAGCAGCGCGCCACCGCCGCUCCACAUCCGUCGACGUGUCCUCGCUCAUCGCCACGCGCGACGGCAUCGGGCCAGCGCGCGACUACCUGCCGUCCGCGUCGCAGCAGACGGCGGGCGGCGCGCCGCCGUCGCCGGGCGGCGGCGGCGGCGGCGGCAUGCCGAUGCUUCUUGGCGCCAGCUCGCUGCGGGAGCUGUCGCUGGGGCACGCGACGGCGCCGCCGGCUCUGGAGGCGCUGCGGAUGAACCACCCGGGGAUGUCGCUGGCGCAGGCGGCGCUGGCGGAGGCGGAUGAGGAGGGCCUUGACGAGGCCUCCUCAGAGGAGGACGACGCCGAUGGCCUGAUGGACCGGGACGCCGACAGCUGCAGCCGCAGCCGCAGCCGCAUGAUGAUGCUGGAGGCCGACGGCGACGCCGACGACGACUCCCGCCUCGACGGCGACGGCCGCGCGCGCCAGUCGCGCGGGCUGACCGGCACCGGCGCCGCCAGCAGCACCACCGGCCGCGACGCCGGCGCUGACGCUGAUGUGGAGGAGGAGACGGAGGAGGACGGCGCCGGCGGCGCCGGCGAGCGCACCAGCAGCGGCGGCGGAGCCGGCGCGGCGCACCGGCGCCGCCGCCGCCACGCGCCCGGCAGCGGCGGGUCGGGUGCGGGCAUGGGCGCGGGCGGCGUGGGGGAUGUGUCCAUGGCUGUGCCGGCCAUGUCGUUGCUGGCGGCGCAGUCGUCGAUGCGGCGGCAACUGUACGUCAGCAUGUCGCCGCAGUCGUCGUUGCAGCCCGCCGGCAGCCGCCACACCGGCGGCUACGGCGGCGCAGCGGAGGCGGAGUCCUUGGCGGCGGGAGGAGGCGGCGGCGGCGGCGGUGCGCACAUGCACGGCGGCGAUACGUUCGGGGCCGCCGGGGCCACGGCGUCGGGGCAGCGCACGGACAUGAGCGAGACGUCCAGCGUGUCGAUCAGCGGCGGCGCCGGCGGCGGCGACGGCUACAGCGAGCAGGGCAGCGAGCAGGGCGACGUCGGCGUGCGGGCGGCGCCGCGGCGGCGGCUGGGCGGGCCGCGCGGGGUGCUGGACUUGCAGCACCUGGGCAGCGGAGGAGGCGGCGGAGGCGGCGGAGGAGGCCGGAGCGGCGGCGGGGGUGCGAACGGCGAGGAGCUGUUUGGCGCGGCCUCGGGCGGCGGCAUGGCGUUGCAGCAGCAACAGCAGCAGGCGCAGCAGCAGCAGCAGGCGCUGCCGCAGGAUGGGCAGAUGUUCCAGUACGCACCGGGCGUGUUCAUCACGCUGCGACCGGCCCCCGGCCCCAGCGGCGGGCGCGUGGAGCUGUGCAAGCUGCGCUUCAGCCGGCGACACUUCAGCCAGACCGAGGCGCAGCAGUGGUGGGCGGCGCACCGGGCCGAGCUGUACGACAGCUACCACGUGACGGCGUCUGUGGGUGGCAGCAGCGGCACGCACGGACCCGGCGGCGGCGGCGGCCGCGGCACGCAGGCGGCGCUGCAAGGCUACCCCACCUCGCCCUCUGGCGGCGGCCUGGCGCCGGCGCUGAUGGCCACCCACUCGCCGCAGGCGCUGCAGCCGCCGCCGCAGACACUGGCGCAUGCGGGGUCGGUGUCGCACACGCGCGGCUUCAGUAGCGACACGCAGGGCACCAGCGCCAGCGGCGGCGCGGGCACCGGCAACGCCAACCUGUACUUCUCCAUUGGGCCAGCCGGCGUCGCCAGCCCGGGACCACAGCAGGGCGCCAGCGGCGGCAGCGCCGUUGGCGGCGACAGCACGACGCGCUCCCCUGCGGCCUACUGGGCGCCGGCGGCGGCGGCGGCGGCGGGCGCCGUGUCGGGCGGCGCGGGCGGGGGCGGCGGGGGCGACCCCUACGCGGCGUGGGCGGACCACACCUACACCGCUGACGACCCAGCCCUGAUGGCGGCCGCGGGUGCGGGCGGCAUGCAAGGCCCCGGUGCAGGCCUGCCGCCGCCGAUGGGCAUGCCGCCGCGGCACCAUCGCUCCCGCAGCGGCAGCCGCAACGCCAGCGGCGGUGCGGCCGCGGCGGUGCCGCCGCAGGUGCUGGUGGCGCAGCAGCAGGCGCAGUGGGCGGCGGCGGUGGCCGCGGGCCAGGUGCCCGUGAGCCUCGGCUCGGGCGGCGGGGCAGUGACGAUGGCGGCCUUCCAGCAGCAGCAGCAGCAGCACCACCACCACCAGCACCACCAUACGCGGUCGCGGUCCGGCGGCGCGGCGUCCUCACGCUCCAAUCUGUCCAACCGCUCAUAGGCAAUCAAGUGCAUCAGAACUUGUUGGCAGCGGGGAGAGUUUCACUCGCAAGCUGCAUGGGCGAUUGCUAGCAGUGUACAUAUGGUAUGUGAUGUAAGUAGGCGCCUAGGCUCAACUGCGGCUGGUCCUCAACUGCGGCUUGUCGCCAGCAGGUGGUUUGUUGGGGCAGACGCAGAGCCGGCCGCUUUUGAGUUGCAGGGCCAGGUGUGAGGGACCGUGUGCAGGUUGUUGGGGCUGGUGGCGCACUGAUGCGGCGGGCGGCGGCGUGGAGAUGCUCACACACAUCAAUUACAGGAUGUGACUAAGGGCUUGCUAGGGAAGUGCCCAGUCACUCUCAAAGUUGCAAGGUGGAAAGCAUGGAUCAGAAAGGCCUUGAAGCUGUGCGAUGGCUUGUGCCGCAAAAGCGCGGAAGGCGUCGGCGAUGUAUGUAGUUGGGAUAUCCCGUCUUCUAGCACCGCAAAAAUAAAAUAAUGCUAGCAGUAGAAAGCACACGGAGAGAUGGUUCGACACCGCCGUGUGUGUGUAUGUGUGUGUGUGUGUGUGUGUGUGUGAUGAGUGUGCUUGCGAGUGUGUGCUUCAACGUGUGCGCGUUUGCGUGAGUGUUCCCAGUAUGGCCUGAUGAGUCAGUGUGCCACACGGCAUGGGUUCAAGGCGUGUCGUGACCACUUCGCAGCUGGACUGAAGGGGGUGUGCGUGCAUGGGGGCUUGCCGCGGUGGGGCUCACGGUGUGCAGCACCCAGUCCUGCACAGUGCCCCGUGAUCCGCGCGGGCAGCGGGCACCGACGGAUAGAUGCCCGCUAGUUGCUGGGGUUUGGCCUUGCAUGCACGAGAAUGACGGGGUGCGUGCUCAGCCACAUCUAUAUGCAGGUCACUGUCAUAUGUCGUGGGGUGGUGGGGGUGGAGGUGGUGAGUUGCGUGCGUAUGGGAACUUGGGAAUGCGGUGUGCGGGUCGAGGACGGGCAGCGGAAAUGGGAAGCAGCAGCAGUGGGGUGGACUGGGCGGUGCCGUGGUGGCACUAGGGGUGUAGGCUGGGGAAGAGCAGGGGUAGCGGAGCAACUCGAAGGCGUGAGUGCGAGGUGCGAGGCCACACGCGGCGGUCUUGGCUUGCGCGCUUGCCCCGUAUGUGCAUGCCGUGCAAGGCUUCGUGAUUCCCAGGGGAGGUGGUGAAUCCGUUCUCAUGGAGUAUCAGUGUCGCGACGUGAUUCCGCAGCUGUUCCUGCGUGUGGAAUGGAAGGGCGGCCAUGGGGCGAGGCACCUGGGGCAGCGCGAUCCGUGCUUGGGUUUUGGGGACAUGAGCAGGCCGAGUAGCGUGACGCAUCUCCUAAACAAAGC
Molecule: messenger RNA, 9451 nt
Organism: Chlamydomonas reinhardtii
Lineage: Eukaryota; Viridiplantae; Chlorophyta; Chlorophyceae; Chlamydomonadales; Chlamydomonadaceae
Exons: 25
Coding region: 86-8119 (2677 amino acids)
Source: RefSeq, a predicted model, not a curated record